Rotaria sp. Silwood1 is the source of this 1380-nucleotide messenger RNA. Lineage: Eukaryota; Metazoa; Rotifera; Eurotatoria; Philodinida; Philodinidae. The record is from the annotation of a GenBank genome assembly.
AUGGAUAAAAUGAAUAUUAUUCGAACUAAACCAAUUAUUCAUUUGUCAACAUAUACCCUGGAAACUUCGGAUCGUUUUGAUAAUAAUGAUAAAACAAAAGAUAAUUUUGAUGAAAAUAUUCAUGAAUAUAUUCAUCGUAUUUAUCAAUGUUCAAAUCGAUCACAAGCUAUUAUUCUACGUACAAAUGCUUUGAAAUUUAUUGAUCAAUGGCGUUUACAACGUUUAGAACAACUUGAUCAACGUAUUCGAACAGCUGGUCAAUUGAUUUUAGAUGCAUUUGAUGAAUAUCAAAGUAAACGACAAUAUGUUAAAUGUCCACAUCGAUUAAAACAAUCUUUAGAUAUUUCACAUCGUAAAUCUUCAGUAAUUACUUCAAUUACAACAAUGGCAAAAGAUCAAUCUAUUGGUUCAAGAUCAGAUUUAUCUUCAUCAAAAAGAAUUAAUUUACUAGAUGAUCAUUAUCAUUUACAAAAAACAAAACAAAAUAUUGAAAUUUCAAUUGAUAAACUAAAAUCUUCAUCAUCAUCUAUUAUUCCAUCGCCUACUAAUAGAAAUAUUUCAUUGAAUUCAAUCGAUUUUGGUCGAGAUUUUACAUUUGAAACAUUAGCAAAUUUAUCUUCUUUAUCUAAUGAUAUUUCUAUGACUAUUUGUGAAAAUAAUACUCUUAUUUAUUCUCAACAUUCAAAUGAAUUAGUCAUAGUGUCACUUAUAAAUCCAAAACAUAUUGCUAUAACACAAUUGGAUAAAAAUUCGUGUAUUCAUGAUUUAUGUUAUGUUGAUUGGUUAUUUAAAUGUUUAGUUAUUGCUGAUAAACAAAUUUAUUUGUUGGACUAUCGAACAAUAAAACAUGAUAUUAUUGAUACAGGCAUUGGUUAUAUAUGUGGUGCAAUAGAUAAUCAUCGUUGUAUAUUCUAUUUAGUAAAACAAUCAACAUUACAUAAAUAUGAUAAAAAUUCUAUAUUAACUCUUCGAUCAGAUCAAUAUCCAAUUGCUGAAGGAUAUCAUUCACGAAGAAUAGCACUUGAUAAUAAAAAAAAUGACUAUUUAGCUUUAUUAGUUAUUACAAAUGAUCAAAAAAAUUAUAUAUUAGUUUAUUCAACAUUAUGUCUUUCAAAUGGUUAUUUAUAUAAAAUAGUAAUAGAUGAUCAUAUUGAACGACAAUGGAUUUGUUCAAAUGGAAAUGAUGGUUGGCUUAUUCGAGGAACAUAUUCUGGUAGUUGUUUUGAUUUAAAUAUUAAUGGUCUUAAUUCUGUUCGUAUAUUUGAUUGUAAUGAAAUACGAAAUAUUAUUCCAAUGAUAGAUAAACAGCAACGUUUUAUUAUUCGUACUAAUACUGAAAUUUUUGUACUUAUUAAAUAUUCAUUUGUUAACUCAUUUUAA